Messenger RNA from Formica exsecta, 3852 nucleotides. RefSeq names its product ethanolamine-phosphate cytidylyltransferase (gene Pect). Gene Ontology annotation, molecular function: ethanolamine-phosphate cytidylyltransferase activity. Bases 101 to 1210 code for a protein of 369 amino acids. Gene Ontology annotation, biological process: phosphatidylethanolamine biosynthetic process. Gene Ontology annotation, cellular component: cytoplasm. The transcript has 6 exons. The record is from RefSeq and is a predicted model, not a curated record. Lineage: Eukaryota; Metazoa; Arthropoda; Insecta; Hymenoptera; Formicidae.
UUCGAGGUUAACUCCCAGCGUCCCAGCUCGGACGUCACUCGCCACGACGCGACGAAGAGAAACGGUAGUUGUGUAUCGAGAAGCGCGACGCUUGGUCAUCAUGACAGAGGAGACUCGCAAAGAGGUCCGCGUUUGGUGUGAUGGGUGUUACGACAUGGUGCAUUUCGGGCAUGCAAAUUCCUUGAGGCAGGCCAAAGCAUUAGGAGAUUAUUUGGUGGUAGGUGUACAUAAUGAUGAAGAGAUUACGAGACAUAAGGGCCCUCCCGUCUUUACCGAACAAGAAAGGUACAAAAUGGUGCGUGGCAUUAAAUGGGUGGACGAAGUAGUCGAAGCUGCACCUUACGUCACUACAUUAGAAACAUUAGACAAGCAUAACUGUGAUUUUUGUGUUCAUGGCGAUGACAUCACAAUGACGGCCGAUGGUGUAGAUACUUAUCAUUUCGUCAAGGCAGCCGGUCGUUAUAGAGAAGUUCAACGGACAGCUGGCGUUUCAACGACCGAUCUUGUAGGACGCAUGCUGUUAAUGACGCGACAGCACUUUCGACAGGGUGACAACGAAUACAGCGUCGAUAGAGAACCGAGCAAGCGUAUGGGUCAGGAUAGAACAGCCCGGAGUCCGUGGACCGGCUGUUCGCAAUUUUUGCCGACCACGCAGAAAAUAAUUCAAUUCAGCGACGGCAAAAGUCCACAACCGGACGACAAGAUUGUGUACGUGGCGGGCGCGUUCGAUCUUUUCCAUGUGGGGCACUUGGACUUUCUGGAAGUCGCUAAGAAGGAGGGCGACUAUCUCAUAGUCGGACUGCAUACAGAUCCAGCCGUUAACCGAUACAAGUACGGCAAUCAUCCCAUUAUGAAUCUUCACGAACGAGUUCUCAGUGUGUUGGCGUGUAAGUACGUCAAUGAAGUUGUAAUCGGCGCACCAUAUGCAGUCACAAGAGAUCUAAUGGAACAUUUCAAUGUCUCUGUCGUGUGUCAUGGACAAACACCUAUAAUGCCAUGUGAGGAUGGUUCAGAUCCAUACACGGAACCCAAGAGGCAAAAUAAAUUUAAAUUGUUAGAUAGCGGUAACGACAUGACGACGGAGAAAAUAGUUGAAAGAAUCAUUCUUCACAGGUUGGAAUACGAGGAUAGGAAUUUAAGAAAGGAGAAAAAAGAGCUUGCCGCUUAUGAAGAAUUCACGAAGUCUGAGAAAAAUGACAAGAUUGAAUAAUUAUUUGUUUUGUUGUUCACAAACAUUCGCAGUGUGUAUAUGUGAUAAUCAGAUUUUAUAAAGUCAAUAUGUAAAUAUGAUGUCACACUGACACUUAAUUUAUUGUUUCAAAAUGCCUUACAUAGAGUUGAAAUAGACAUUUAUAAUUGUUUGAACACGCUAGAAAAAUCGAUUAGUGACGUGGAGAGAUCAGUGUUGAUUUUCAUUUGUUGCAAUAUGCAAUGAAAAGUGGUAUACAACGACAAUUGUGAAAUCGGACAAAUAUUUUAUAUGCAAGGUGUGCCAGAACUAUCGUUAUUUCUUUCUCUUUUGUGGAUUUUUAAACCAAUUCCUGAGUCCAUAUUUCUUUAAACAUAUUAAUAUCUAUUUAGGAUUGCGAGAGUAGGGAGAUUAAUAUGUUAUUUUUUUGAUUAUGCAAUAUAUACAUAUAUAUAAGCUUUGAGUAAAAUUUUAAUUUCAGAUUUUGCCAAUCAAACAUAACAUGAUACAAGAUCCUCUGUGAAUCGGUUACUAAAUUGCGAGAAAUAGAAUCCAAGUCUAUAUCUUUAGUUUUAGACAAGCUUUAGCUGAGUUUUUUAACUAUAUAUCGUAAUUAUACUUUUAUAUGACAUAAAUAUAAAAUUAAUUUUGGAGAUAUAUUUAUUGUAUCAUAUCUUAAGGAUAGUUUCUCAGUAGAUUUCUUUAAUAGAAACUUAAAUAAUUUCAUCAGAUUUCAUUCUAGUCACAGACCUGGAACAUAGUUCUGGAACACCCUACAUAUUUCUCGACAUAUCUCUAAAGACAAGGUCUUAAUGAUAUAUCGUACAUUAUAAUCGCCUUUAAAUGUAGAUAUGCUUAAUAAUUAUUGUCACAUGAUGUGAAUAUCGUGAGUGGUCAUUGUAAAAACCAAAAUCAGAUUUUUUAGGUCGAGUUGUUGAAUUUCGCUAUUUCACAGGUGUAAUAUUCUCUUUCAUUGUAUCACAAACUUGUUAUCAUCCUAUCAUUUUGUCGUUCUAUAUCGUCUUUUUUAAGUCUCUCAUGUACGCGUUAAAGGACUUAUUAUUUAUGUUCGUACAGAGUUUCGAUAUUUUUAAGAGAUUGCGAAUUUCGUUUGAGUUUGUUGGAUAAUAACGUUUGGUCUUCAAGAAUCAUUUAUUCGUUCUCAUCAUGGAAUAUGAAACGUACGCUUUCUUACAUUUACGAAAUAUUUUACGAGUUUUAAAUAGCGAAAAUAUUGGAAUGCGACUAUGCGUAUGCAGGUAUUUUUUAUUCAGGAAUUACGAUACAGUCAAAAUAAGAGCAGACAAGAAGUUAGAUUCGAUUUAGUCUAAUUAAUUGAAAGUUCCUGAGAAUUUAUAGAUGCCUAUAUAUUUCUCGGCGAUGCAUUUUAUUCUGACAGCGAUGUGCCGAAUUUUACGAUUCAUAAGACAUCUAGCUAGAUAGAGAAGUCGACUAACUUUAAGUACCAGGUUUUCUAACGCGAAAUUAGAAUAUAUCCAAAAAUAUCAACGGAGCCAAAGAAGAUUAGGUUUAGGAUGUACAUCGAGUAAACUAAAUGUAAAUUCAAGCUAGCAUAUAUCGUUGAAUUUUAACUGCUUGUAUCUAGGGAAUGAGAAAAAUGCAUGGCAGUUUUGUUCGCAAAAUUCAUUGUGGUGUACAAAGACAGAGAAAAUCCGUUUUAGAUAAAUUACUGAAUUCCUUAUUUAAUAUUUUAAAAAUUACGACUGAUUCGGCCGGGGAGCUUCCAAAUAAUUAAAAUAUGAUAACUAUCAAACUUUCAUUAAAUAAGGUUUGGUAACAAAGUCAAUGAUUUGUAGCCCAAAAAAUUUCCAAUAUCUUUUAUAUAUGUAUAUGAAACACAGGCAAGUUUCUUCACAUACAAUAUGGCGAUGAUGACAUAUUAACGCCGAUAAAUUUUUGGCAAUAAUUGAAUUAGAUUAUGCAGAAAAAAAAUGGUAUAGCUCGUGAUUUUCUACAGGAGAAUCUACACCGAAUAAAAAUUGUAACGCGUAAAAAAAUAUAUUGUUUCUUUUAUUUUAUUUUAAUUAUUUUAUUGUAAUCUUUUCUUUUAUUUUAUAUAAUAAAUAAUCAUUGUACACGGUCACAUCUCUACAAUAGUCACGCAGUUUCUAUAAUGUAUUACACUUCCUAAUUGCCUUCACGAAUCGCUAAAGAUCAAUUACCAUGUCCUCAGAAUCGCGUUGUCUUAUUUCGCACCUUUUUGCUCCCUUUUUUCUUUUUCCAUUAUUACUAUAUUAAAUACAUAACAUUUUAAUUUUUGUUCAUACAGUAAAAUAUAUUUUUUUAGAUAAAUUUUAUGUAGCUCACAACCUAUAAAGUUUUAUUAAAUUUUUAUUAAUAAUAAACACGAACUGUUUUAAUCACAAUAUCCAGUUAAUACAAUAAUUACACACAAGUUACAAAAAAUUCUUUUUCGUAAAAAUUAAGAUUUUUAAAAAUUAUUCUUUAUUUUAAAAGCAAAUAUGAUUCAAAAUUUGUCAUAAACUUCUAUUACUAUAAAAUAUUGUAUUAUACGACUAAAAUAUAGAUUUUUUUAAUAUUAUGUAUUUAGUAUUCGCGCUGUUAACAAGUUUGCUGUAAAAUACAGAGAACUUUGUCGUAUGUAUCUAUUUACAAGGUGAGAUAAAUUCGUGCAACCACCC